AUGGGGGCUGCAAUUGCCUCAAUUCCUAGUCCCCUCAGCUUGGAAGAUGCCACUUCCAGUCACUCUCAUUGUGCCUCCACAUCUGUUACCCCUGUAUCCAUGCCAGAUCUUGGCUCUAUUGUCUCAACUACACUUCAACAAGUUGCUCAGGUUUUGGUUGCCAUGGGUUUUUCAGUAAAACCUCAUUAUGAAAAUAUGACUUAUUUUACUGCUAAUGGGUCUCCACUUCGUGUUACCCACUCUGGUAAUACCAAUGUCCCUGAUCCAUCUGGUUGUGUGGUGCAAAAUCUAGCAACAGGGAAAGUGAUUGGAAGAAAAUUUAAUAAGAAUAUUGUUUGUGAGAGUUGCAAGUUGGCAAAACAUUUGGCUCAACCUUUUCCUCAUAGCAAUAAUAGAAGUAUCGUGGAUUUCGCUUUAGUGCACUCUGAUGUUUGGGGCCCUGCUCCUGUUCCUUCAAUUAAUGGAUUUUCUUAUUAUGUGAUAUUUAUUAAUGAUUUUUCUAAAUCUAUGAAUGAGGAAAUUGUAGCUUUAAAGGUAAAUCACACUUGGGAUUUGGUCCCAUUGCCCUUAGAAAAGCAUCCCAUUAGUAGUAAAUUGGUUUAUAAAGUCAAGUUACGAGCUGAUGACACUCUUGAUCGGCAUAAAGCCCGAUUAGUAGCUCAGGGUUAUGCCCAAGAGCAUGACAACGAUUAUGAAGAAAAUUUUGCUCCAGUUGCUAAGAUAACAACUAUUCGUACUUUUAUUGCACUCGCGUCUAUUCGUGAGUGGCCCAUAUGGUAUGCACUUGAUCUUGUUUCAACUGCCCAUUUGAAUGAUGUGAAGGUUGUUGAUACACCCAUGGAACUCAAUGUUAAACUUUCUGCAUAUGUUAGAUAUCCUCUUCUUGAGCCUACGUUAUCCUCGACGACCACAUCUAUUAGCAGUUAUCGAAUUUUACGCUAUGUUCGAGAAGAGCAAGAAAAGAAUACUGUUUCCAAGUCAAGCACUGAAGCUGAGUAUCGUGCUAUGUCUUCUAUUGCUAGUGAGAUUGUUUGGGUUCGUGCUCUUCUCAAUGAGUUUGGUAUCUCUACUUCAAAUCCCACACCUUUAUAUGCAAAUAACCAGAGUGUAAUUAAGAUUGCAUCUAACCCAGUUUUUCAUGAACGCAUAAAGCAUAUUACCGUAGAUUGUCAUUAUGUUUGUGAUCGCUAUCUUGAUGGUACAUUAUCUCUUCCUUAUGUUUCUUCUACUGUGUAA
Messenger RNA from Amborella trichopoda, 1236 nucleotides. The record is from RefSeq and is a predicted model, not a curated record. Lineage: Eukaryota; Viridiplantae; Streptophyta; Magnoliopsida; Amborellales; Amborellaceae.